GCAUCAUGGGGAGGCUCAGCUUUACUGUCAAGGAGGCAUCGCAAGCUUCUUCGUGGCAUCCAUAGGGCCACUUCUGUUGCAUGGAAUCCUCAUAAGAUGCUUAUGGCGGGAAUCCAGUGUUGUGCACUUCUGGUCAAAGAUAGUUCUGACUUGCUUAAGAGGUGCUACUCUGCCAAUGCCUCAUAUCUGUUCCAGCAAGACAAAUUUUAUGACAUCAGCUAUGACACAGGUGAUAAAUCCAUUCAGUGUAGCAGAAGAGCAGAUGCAUUUAAAUUCUGGAUGACAUGGAAAGCUCUGGGGACAACUGGCCUUGAGGAGAGAGUAAACAGAGCCCUUGCUCUAGUCAGGUAUGAACUUUCAUUGAUAAUAAGGAGGGAUUAAUUUUCCUUACCUUUUCAGCCAGAAUAUGCAAAUGUUUGUUUCUGGUAUAUUCCACCUGGCCUGAGAAAGAUGGAGAAAGGACAUGAAUUCUGGGAAAAGCUCAGUAGUGUAGCACCCAUCAUUAAAGAAAGAAUGAUGAAAAAGGGUAGCAUGAUGCUGGGUUAUCAACCUCAUCGUGGAAAAGUUAAUUUCUUCCGCCAGGUCAUCAUUAAUCCCCAGGUGAUCCGUGAAGACAUGGACUUCCUACUUGAUGAGAUUGAUUCACUUGGAAAAGACUUGUAGCUGAUACCCCCCAACAAUAGCAGAAGCUUCUGUGUGUAGAGUUUAUAGAUUAAAUAAGUUAAUGAUAUAAUAUUAUUAGACCUUAUGAUCCAUAUAAAAAUGCUCAGAUAUGUAUGUAGACUUUUUAUACCCAGUAUAUGUUUAAAAUUUAAAUUAAAGGAAAUGUUAUAAUGAUGGGAUGAUAUAUAAAUCACAACCCUUUAGAAAAAAAUAAAGUGUUAUAUGAACAAUAGUAUAUGUCAACUUCACAUUUCCUGAAUACAUUCAUGUUUUUGAAUAAAGAUUCAAAUAGAUCCAUAUUGUAUAUUAUAAAAUAUCUAUCUUUGGACAAUUAAUUUCAUAUAACAGAUUUUUCCAUUGAUAAAUUGGGAUUACCACUUCUCUUAUUCCAUGCAGUAUGGCUAAAAGUUGGGAUGGCUGGGAAUUAUCCUCCAUCUGGAGAACAUGGGUGAGGUAAACUGAUUUAUAAUGUCUGAAUCAUGUUUUCAAUGCUAAAAUAUAAGCAGGCAUUUUAGAAGCAUAUUUAAGUUUUAAAAAAGUUUGUGUGUAUGUUUUUACAUAUAAAUUUUAGUGUUUUUUUAAUGUAGUAUGGCUAUUUAAAGUAAGGUUUUUGGCACUGAUUCAGCAUCACUUAUAAAAGCCAUCAGCAUUCAUCUAUCUAACUAUAAACUUGUUAAAGAAUAUACUAACAGCAAUAUAAUUAUGCAGUCAUUUGAAAUAUGCUGUAAUAGUCAAAUACAGACAUAGUUAAAUGAUAUUGUGAAGAUGGAAAGGCCUAUAAUAUUUCCCACUAUUUAUUUGUGUAUUGCAGUACAUAUUAACAAAACUGAUCUUAUUUUUUUAUUUAUUAAUAUAUGGAUUCUACUAUAGUUCUUAAUUUAAAUGAUAACAUUACAUUUGAAGCAUAAUAUUUAAUUUAGUAAAGCCCCGUGUUGUUUCUUUCUGCUUUUAUGGUUACAAAAAUCUGUAGAUAAAACAGUGUAAGAGAUACUCCUUGUAGUAGCAUAUUUAGUUUAGCAAGUAGACAUUUCCUAUAUUUUUAGAAAAUUAAUAUAAAUGCUUUAUAAUAAAUACUUUAUCAAAAAGUCCCUGAUUAUUCGUCCUUCUACAGCACUACCAACAAAAGCAAUGAACUAUUAGAAACACAAGGCGUUACCAUAGCACACCAACCAACUAAAUCCAUUGAAAAUAUAAUACCAUGUUUCUCAAAAAAAUAAGCUCUACCCCAAAAAUAAUCCCUAGAAAAGAUCGUCAUCAGCUGGGGGCAUGGCCAGCAGAGGAGUCAGCAAGUACACAGGGGCUGAUGGUGUAUGGCAGCAGCCUUGGGCAAGUAGGGAGAUGGGACGGAGUGGACAGGCACGACAGAUCUGUAAAUCACCCAAGAGCAGAAAAUAAAACACUUCCAAAAACAAAAAUAACUAAAGUGAGGGUGUUAUACCUUCACCAGGCCCUCUGGGGUAUGUGUUUGUGGUAUGGUGCAUACCAUGUUGUUCUGAUAACUUCGCUAAAGAAACAUUUGCAAAGGAAAAAAUGGCAGCCUGAACUCAUCCAUGCUGCAUAGAGUGGAAAAAAGUCUUGCUAGAAAAGAAAAGAAACCUCAGCAGAGAAACUCCACAAACAUACAUACACAAACAUACACACAUGCAUGCACAAACACAUUUCACAAGGCAUCAGGACAUUUUCAUGCCCACAAAGUAUGCUUUAAAUUUUUUUUUGUUAAAAUCAUAACAUAACAUAAUCCUUUUGAUCAUACACUGCUACUCCUUUCUCCUACCUAAAUGGUAGGUAAUUGGGCAACUAAAGAAGACUUACGACCACAAUUGAGCCCAAAAUUUCUG
Thamnophis sirtalis is the source of this 2501-nucleotide messenger RNA. Lineage: Eukaryota; Metazoa; Chordata; Lepidosauria; Squamata; Natricidae. The record is from RefSeq and is a predicted model, not a curated record.